Eremomyces bilateralis CBS 781.70 is the source of this 2056-nucleotide messenger RNA. RefSeq lists its product as uncharacterized. The record is from RefSeq and is a predicted model, not a curated record. Lineage: Eukaryota; Fungi; Ascomycota; Dothideomycetes; Eremomycetales; Eremomycetaceae. Gene Ontology annotation, molecular function: transcription corepressor activity. The coding region runs from base 170 to 2005 and encodes 611 amino acids. Gene Ontology annotation, cellular component: Swr1 complex; NuA4 histone acetyltransferase complex. The transcript is spliced from 2 exons. Gene Ontology annotation, biological process: chromatin remodeling; DNA repair; negative regulation of transcription by RNA polymerase II.
UUGUUACCUUGUCGCCUCAACGACUUGGACGAGGGAUCCUCUGAUGGAUCUCGAUCGCGUCCAUCGGUUCAUGAGUGAAUGAGUGAAUCCUAUCACCAACCAUUAAGCUCUUGCUCGAUAUCUCACAAUACAAUCCCCGAGUUGGGCUGCGCACGCCCAACCAUUCAUCAUGGCGACCAGCAAAGAUAUGCGCGAGAUCAUGGGCCUUGGGGCUGCUGGUCCUAAACCCGUCAUCAAAGAACAUCGACCGGCGCAACCACGACCGCGACUAACUGGCAUCAGCCGAGAGGUUCAGGCUUUGAUGGGUGAACGCGGCGUCCCUCCAGUCGUUCUAGCAGAUAGUAGCAAGGCCUACAAGCCGAAUCGAAUACGAAGCGAUCUCGUCGUGAGGAAAUGGAAACACAAACCUUUCACAAAUCCGGCCCGCAAAGAUGGUUUGGUACUCCGCCACUGGAGACGGACGGACGAGAAGGCGACGCCGAAACCGAUGGCAAGCGGCGAAACCGAAGAAGACGCAGAGAGCCCGGAACCGGAGUUAGAAGUCACCUAUGACUUCGCAAAGUACGAUAUCGAAAUCACCGGCGCAAGCUACGACGACUCACAGUACGAAACCCAUUUCCACGACGAGAAUUGGACGAAGGAGGAGACCGACUACCUCGUGGAUGUCGUCAAAGAGUACUACCAUCGAUGGCCUUUAAUCGCUGAUCGAUACGACUAUCGCCCUCCGAGCAGCGACUCCUCGACACCCACCGAAGAACCCCAAACCUCACUCAUCAAACCCCGCAGUAUGGAGGAACUCAAGAAACGCUACUACACCAUCUGGGCCAAGUCGAUGGAACUGUCCACCCGCGGCGGCCUCUCCAACAUGAACGAAACCGAAUUCGCCCUCCACGAAACCCUCCGUUCCUUCAACCCUAAAACCGCCUCCGACCGCAAGCGUGUCGCCGACUCCCUCCUCACCCGUAACGCUGACGAAGUCAAAGAAGAAGAACAUCUCCUCGCCGAACUCCAGCGCAUCGUCGCGAACUCGCAGCGCUUCGACCUCGAACGCGCCGAGCUGCGGACGCGUCUCGAAUAUCCACAUUCGGUGGCAUCCCCCGCACAGUAUCAGACGAGCCAGGGCCUCUCCACCCUGUUCUCCGCCCUGAUCCAAACCGAGCGCAUGCGCAAACGUCUGCCCGGUCCCGGUGGUGUCCCCGCACGACUCAGCCUUGGCAUGGGCGAUGCAGCCAACGGCUCCCCCUCCACCGCCGCCGGCGGCAACACUACGACGCCCGUGUCCGCCGGCCACCGCGAAAGCCUCUCCGCCUCACAAAAGAAAGGCUCCGUGUCCGCCGGUGCGGCGCCCACGCCUGUCCGCACUAUCUCGCCGCGCCAGGAAGCGCGCUACGGCAUCACCACGCACGACCGGUUAGCGUCUGGGGUGACAUUCCGGAGCGAUAAGGUGCUCAAGAUGCGACAGGCGAAGUCAGGGGUGCAGACGCAGAAGAUCGCGGCCGCGCUGGCGGAGCUGGGAAUUCCGGACCUGAUCCAGCUGCCGACGAGCCGGGUGUGCGAAGCGUUUGAGAAGGUGGUGGCGGGGAUUGGGCGGUUGUUGGAGGCGAGGAAGACGGCGGAGCGGGAGGAGGGGGAGAUUCAGGUGGCGGAGAAGGUGCGGGCGGAGCGGUUGGGGUUGAGUACGGGGGAGGAAGGGAAUCCGAAGAUGAAGGUGGAGAAUGUCGAACAGAAUGGAAAUGGAGCGGACGAGGAGAAGGAUGCCGAAAGCGAAGCAGAGGCGGAUGCAGAUGGGGGAGGGAAUCAAGCGAACGAGGAGGAUUCUGAUGCCGGGGAUGAACCAGAUGCUACAGAACCACAAGCACGGGAAGAGCCAGAGGAGGAGAAGCUGAGACCCACAUCCGCUGGCUCACUUUCGACAGUCACCAGAGCAGGACGGAAACGAAGUGCAAGCGUGCUGAGUCAGGCUAGUCGAGGCUCGAGAGGGAGCGUGAAGAAAGCUCGAAAGUAGAGCGGGUGUGAGCCUGUUAUUCAGCUACUGUACUUAAUUACUUGUAGGAUC